ACCCCUCUGCCAUGGACUGCACCUGUGUGUCCGACCUGCUCCUCACGGCUCCGGUGCCGGCGCUCUGGACCCCAGGGUUCGCCUUCCCCGAGUGGGCCUACAAGGCGGAGUCGAGCCCCGGCUCGCGGCAGAUCCAGCUGUGGCACUUCAUCCUGGAGCUGCUGCGGCAGGAGCAGUACCGCGAGGUCAUCGCCUGGCAGGGCGACUACGGCGAGUUCGUCAUCAAGGACCCCGACGAGGUGGCGCGGCUGUGGGGGGUGCGCAAGUGCAAGCCCCACAUGAACUACGACAAGCUCAGCCGCGCCCUCAGGUAUUACUACAACAAGCGGAUCCUGCACAAGACAAAGGGGAAGCGCUUCACGUACAAGUUCAACUUCAGCAAGGUGGUGCUGGUGAAUUACCCGCUCCUGGAAUUAGGGGGGGGGGCUCCGCUGCUGCUGACCCCCGGGCCCUGCCCCGCCGCCACCCCCGGCCCCGAGUGCGCCCCCAUUACCCCCGAGACGCUGCAGUCACUGUUCUGCGCCCCCCGCCCCACCGACCCCCCCGGGCGGCCCCCCGUCUUCGAGAGACCCCCCGAGACCCCCGAGAAGCUGCGGCUGGAGGCGGCCGUGCCCUUCCUUGGCUCCGGUCUCUCGGGGUACUCGAAGGCUCCGGCGCUUUUGGGGGGGGCGGGCUACGGGCGGCCCCCCCUCCCCGAAUACCCCUGGGGGUGGGGGUCGUACCUGCCGGGGGCGCUGCCGCUGCCCCCCCCCGCCAAGCUGCCCCCCCCCGCCGCGCUCUACCCCCCCCCCCGGCUGCUCAAGCAAUAA
Molecule: messenger RNA, 809 nt
Organism: Hirundo rustica (Barn swallow)
Lineage: Eukaryota; Metazoa; Chordata; Aves; Passeriformes; Hirundinidae
Gene: ERFL
Product: ETS repressor factor like
Exons: 6
Coding region: 12-809 (265 amino acids)
Biological process (GO): cell differentiation; regulation of transcription by RNA polymerase II
Cellular component (GO): nucleus
Molecular function (GO): DNA-binding transcription factor activity, RNA polymerase II-specific; sequence-specific DNA binding
Source: RefSeq, a predicted model, not a curated record